Molecule: messenger RNA, 1524 nt
Organism: Colletotrichum spaethianum
Lineage: Eukaryota; Fungi; Ascomycota; Sordariomycetes; Glomerellales; Glomerellaceae
Exons: 1
Coding region: 1-1524 (507 amino acids)
Source: RefSeq, a predicted model, not a curated record
AUGGAUCAGACAUACCCUGAACUGAUUUGGCGCCAAAGUACUCCAGGAGUAUGGCAGCGCACCGCGGAUGAGAUCGAGCAGUGUUAUUCGGCUCUUGCGAAGCUUUAUGAGGGGAGUGGUCUCAUGUUCUUUGCAAUUACGGGCCAUAUCUCCUUACAGAUUGAUAUCAGCAACAGAAAAGACGUUUCUGAGCCCGGAGCCAUCUUUGAUAAGGCCUUAAAGUUUGCCUGGCUCGCUCUGCGUUGCGACCAUCCGACCAUUGCCUCACAGGUUAGCGAGGACCCCGUCACUGGCAAAUGGACCAAGACCUAUCGCCAACUUCGCGACAACACGGACCAGAAAGCCUGGCUGGAAGAGACACUCGUACACACUUCUUGUGAACAAACGGGUCAGGAAUGGGCCAAUACCCAACCUCUGGCCCCAAAAAUGCCGACUCUGUUUGUCCUCAGCCCACCGUUCCAUAAGGAAGGUGUCAUUCGUCGCGACCUUGUCUUCCGCUCACCCCACGACGUAAUCGACGGGGUUGGCACCCUGAUUCUCCUAAACAAUCUUGUUGUUCAUGUUUCCAAAGCAUUUUCCGAGACCGAUGCUUGUAAAUUCCCCACCCUCAAUGGUUCCGAGGUCGCGAACCUCAGCCCGUCCUAUCGCAUUGCCGCCAACGUCCCUGCAACACUCACGAGCCAGCAAAAGAAGCGCUUAGCAGAUAUGUCUGCGCAGAAAGCAGCAGCUAUGGAUGUUUCCGAUCGACAAAUCCUCGACAUGCCUUACCGGCGCGGCGCAAUCCUCCCAGGCCUCCACCAACGCGUUGCCCGCACUCUCACCAAGGAGCAGACUGCCCUGCUCACCGCCGCGUGCAAAGCUGCUGACAUGACCGUCACCCAUGCUUUCCAUGCAGCUAUUGCACUAGUUCUCCGCGAUAUUCAAGAGCGAGGAUCCGAGGCUAAGCGCGUGCGAUACGUCAAUUACAUCCUUCGUAACGAGCGCGCAAGUUGCAAAGCGCCAUACAAUUCUCGCGAACAUCCCGCUGCCCUCUACCAUUCCGUCCCCGGCCAGAGUCUGGUAGUCGACAUGGACCUCCCCGCCGCUGGCGAUGAUCAAGUCAGCGAUGGCGAGUUUCUCCGUGUCGGGCAGAUCAUCAAAGACUUCUACCAUGGCGUCCGGAAUGACAAGGAACACUACGCCCUCGCCCCCACCAUUUGGGCUGCUGGUAUCCCGGAUGUACCUACAUCUCCCCGACCUCUUCCGGUACCCCCUCCAAAGACCCACCCUUCUGUUUCUAUCUCCAGUAUGGGUCGCGUAGACAACAUCAUUGCUCCUAAGACGGGUGUCAUUGAGGCUUACAACCCAUGGGUCACGGGGGAAGAGUUGGGAAACGGUCUAGGCCUCUUCUUGGGGACAUUCAGAGGCGAAUUGUGCCUCAGUGCUGCUUACAAUAAUGCCUGGCACACGGCAACCGACGUUAUCGACUUUCUGAAACGCUGCGAGGACGUGGUUUUUAGAGGCUUCAAUCUACAAGCCGCGUGA